Eimeria acervulina is the source of this 1824-nucleotide messenger RNA. RefSeq lists its product as hypothetical. The transcript has a single exon. The annotation marks the transcript as partial. NCBI's taxonomy places the organism in Eukaryota, Apicomplexa, Conoidasida, Eucoccidiorida, Eimeriidae. The record is from RefSeq and is a predicted model, not a curated record.
AUGACGCAAAUACACCUUCCAGCAGAUGCGGAUCUGCAGGAUUCCCUGGCAACUUUAUAUCCCCACAACCUAACCACUACUUUGCCACCUCACCCACUCAAGCAUGCAGUCAGUCGUGGACGCGAGGUACUUCAGCGAGGACCACGUCGCACCAAGUUUCUAGUUGGGGCUGUGGUGUGCAUUGUUUCACUGGUAACGCUUGUGGCUUUGUUGGCUGUGUGCCGAAGUAUCCAACGGAGAGUGAGUCAUGGUGCAGCAACACCCCGCAAUCUUUCGGAUACGGCAGAGGAUCAGGAGCGAUCCGGCAUUUUGGACCAGUGCCUGGAUUUGGAGGCGGAGCAUGGCAUUUGGGGAGCUGGUUUCGAGGACAGUGGGGACGCGACAGAAGCAAAGGCUAGGCUGGUAUCCAUGCUGCAGGUAUCCUCAGCGGCUUUUGAACACAUGCAGAUUCUCACUUCACAGGGAUCCCAAGAUGAAGCUCAUUCUCCAUUGUCUAAGUUUCCUCGGCUAGAUGAGUCAUGGCAGUCCACCUCGCACCCAGGGGUGUCUGCUGGCAGAUUUGGGUCAGACCGUAGUGGAGGGGAAGUGGGCAGUGCGUCCGACCAUUUUAGUGCAGAUGCCUGGCGGGCGGAUCCGGCAUGGCCCGCUUUUGGGGAAGAGGGGCAGCAAGGGCUGGCCGCAGGAGCGAGCGGAAUGCAAGGGCCUCAGUGGAAUGUAUCAGAAUCUCGAACAAGUUCGUCGGGUAUUUAUGAACAAGAGGUAAUUACAAACCAAGGGGCCUUUUCGUCAGUUGGCAGCGCAACCAGCAGUGAAGACCCCCGGAAUCCUGCGGCUUGGCUCGACUACCACUCAGGUAGCAUGUAUCCGCAGGCCCUUCAGCACAGUGCAGUGGACACUGCAUUGCAAAAGGGAUUCCAAGAUGAAGCUCAUUCUCCACUGUCUAAGAUUCCUCGGCUAGAUGAGUCAUGGCAGUCCACCUCGCACCCAGGGGUGUCUGCUGGCAGAUUUGGGUCAGACCGUAGUGGAGGGGAAGUGGGCAGUGGGUUCGACCCUUUUAGUGCAGAUGCCUGGACGGCGAAUCCGGCAUGGCCUGUUUUGGGGGAAGAGGGGCAGCAAGUGCAGGCCGCAGGAGCGAGCGGAAUGCAAGGGCCUCAGUGGAAUGUAUCAGAAUCUCGAACAAGUUCGUCGGGUAUUUAUGAACAAGAGGUAAUUACAAACCAAGGGGCCUUUUCGUCAGUUGGCAGCGCAACCAGCAGUGAAGACCCCCGGAAUCCUGCGGCUUGGCUCGACUACCACUCAGGUAGCAUGUAUCCGCAGGCCCUUCAGCACAGUGCAGUGGGCACUGCAUUGCAAAACCCAACGGUGGAUGCAGCCUCACUAGCUUCAACUGAUACGGGUUCGUUUGGAACUGACAGCCCUGCAGGUACAGUCGGUCGUGGGAACUUUCCUGGAGGCUUCGGCUAUGGCAAUUCAGUGUUGAUGUGGCAAGCGGAAAUAGUUCAACAGCGUGGGAGCCAGGCGCAAGCCGCCAACGGUACUUUGGAUGCCUCGGAGAUAUCCGAGUCUGCUAGAGGUGGGCCCGUAACCAGCGGCGACGAGAGGGAAAGGUGUAACGCUCCGGACAUUCGUCAGCAUCCUUUUGUGCGGCUGCCUGAGGUAAAUCCGGAGAGUAUUUGCACAAAGUUCUGUCCGAGCCGUGCACUAUUGAUCGAUCUAAAUGUUACUGGCCCAAUGGGGGCAUACACGACAAUACGUGAGUUAUUUGCUAAGCCUUCACUGACGGCUGCAGAUGUGGACUUACUCGUGACCAACGUUGAAAACUUG